GCGAGGUAACCGAGCAUCGUCAUGAUUGGAGAUUUUCCGUUUCCAUAGAAACCCUACUGUUCAGCGCAGAUGUUGGAAGUUUGAACAGCGCAACUGUCCAGGAGACACGAAGACAAAAGAACAACAAAAGUAUACGUGAAAAAAAUGUCGGCAGCUGGAUUAAGAGCAAUUUCUGAGUCUCCAACUGACAGUUUGAAAGAUAGCGAUCAAUUUAGCAUCAAGGGCGAUGUGUUAACAGAAGAAAACGAAGAUGUAGAGGCGGUUGAAGCGAGCGAAGGCAACAGUGGAUUUUUCAUAAAACACGGAACUUUCAUGGGAACAGAAAGGGAGCAAAUGGAUUCGCAAGCCUCAGAUAUGGCUUCCUGUGACAGUGACUACGACACAGACCUCGAGACGGAAGAAAAAUCUGAGAAGUUCGAUGCCACGGGGUGGAAGAUCUACCUCGCUGCCUGUAAGUUCUUGGAUAUAACACCCGUUUCCUUCUUCCUGAGAAAUAUUCAGGAGAAACAGCUAAAUUUUAGGCAUCGUUUGUUGGGGGCCAAAGGAGGACAGGCCCUUGCCGCCGCUCUAGAGCUCAACACAACCUUGGCCAGUUUAGACCUCCAUGAAAACUUCUUAGAGGGAGAAGGCGGCGCAGCUAUCGCAGCAAUGCUCAAAGAAAACUGCUACAUCACAGAACUGGAUGUAUCUUCAAACAAGCUUGGUUCUUAUGGCUGCAUGUCGAUGUGUGAUAUGCUACAGAAUAACGUCAGCUUGCUCAAAAUUGAUCUAUCAGAUAACGGUUUUAGUGACAAGGAUACUGUUUAUUUGCUCGACGCGUUCAAGGGAAACGACAAGGUCACCUGGAUGAACCUGAGCCACAACAAGUUCUCGGAGAAGUCUGGAGAAAAUCUGGGUCUUGGAAUAAGUUUUAACGACGCUAUGGAAUACCUCGACUUAAGUUGGAACCACAUUCGACGUAAAGGCGCCACUGAAAUCACCAAAGGGCUACGGACGAAUUGCACCCUGAAUACAUUGAAUUUAUCGUAUAAUGGUUUUUCCAAUGACGGAGCUGUCGCUUUGGGUGAAGCAAUAAGAGCGAAUAAUACGCUGAUUGAGUUGAACAUCAGUCAUAACCGAAUUACAACCCAAGGUGCUUUGUGUAUUGCUAAAGGACUGGAAGGAAACAACACCGUAGAGAUAUUAAAGAUUUGUGGCAAUCCCAUCGGAGUUCCGGGCGCCAUGGCUAUAAUAUCAGCUGCGAAAAACUAUUCUGACAGCGCUUUGACUGAGCUGCAUUUUAAGGAUAUAUACCUCGAUGAGGAGUUCGAUUUGCUUUUGGCGGAGGUUCGCGAGGUGAAACCUGAUUUUCGAAUCAUAGCAAACCUAAGGUCUGGUGCCAAGGAUCCUCUCAGUGUUGUUAGAACCUUUGUCUCAAACAAUCAGGAUCAAUGGCUUGAAAUCUGUCAGCAGUUUGACUCAGAUGGCACGUUCGGAAUUACAAGGACAGACUUUGUCAAAUGCCUGAGGAAGGCUGGUAUUGAAUUCGGAAUAGAGCAAACCGCCGGGCUACUCACCCAACUUGACCCCAUGAAAACCAGUUUUAUAAACUACACGAGUAAGAGGCUAGGAUAUAAAGAAUUACCCCCAAAGGAGCUAAAGAGCUGAUAGGAAAUGCAUGUUUGUCAAAAUAGCACAGAUUGAUGUAGCCAAAAAACAAAGUUAGAUACCAUGUUGGUUAUCGAUUAUUACUUUUUGGACUGCAAAAAUAUUUUUUGAUAAAACGAGAUUUAUUACAUACCCCUAGUGUAGCUGG
Molecule: messenger RNA, 1795 nt
Organism: Stylophora pistillata
Lineage: Eukaryota; Metazoa; Cnidaria; Anthozoa; Scleractinia; Pocilloporidae
Molecular function (GO): calcium ion binding; protein binding
Source: RefSeq, a predicted model, not a curated record